Molecule: messenger RNA, 1167 nt
Organism: Chaetura pelagica (chimney swift)
Lineage: Eukaryota; Metazoa; Chordata; Aves; Apodiformes; Apodidae
Gene: LPAR3
Product: lysophosphatidic acid receptor 3
Exons: 3
Coding region: 82-1167 (361 amino acids)
Biological process (GO): G protein-coupled receptor signaling pathway
Cellular component (GO): membrane
Molecular function (GO): lysophosphatidic acid receptor activity
Source: RefSeq, a predicted model, not a curated record
CUCAACACCUCAAGACAUCUCUUUCAAAACUAUUUGUCAUUUGAGCUCUGCUGUGUGACUGUGAGUGGGCUUUAAUCCAGGAUGAAUGAAUGCUACUAUGAUAAACGCAUGGACUUUUUCUAUAACAGGACAAACACUGACACAGUAGAUGAGUGGACAGGGACACAGCUUAUUGUUGUUCUGUGUUUUGGGACAUUUUUCUGCCUCUUCAUUUUCAUUUCAAAUUCAUUGGUAAUAGCAGCUGUGGUCAAGAACAAGAGGUUUCAUUUUCCCUUUUACUAUCUCCUGGCCAACUUAGCUGCUGCAGACUUUUUUGCUGGAAUUGCCUAUGUCUUCUUGAUGUUCAACACUGGCCCCGUGUCCAAGACGUUAACUGUUAACCGCUGGUUUUUGCGUCAGGGCCUUCUGGACACCAGCCUGACGGCUUCCCUGGUGAACCUCCUUGUCAUAGCUGUCGAGCGGCACAUGUCGAUAAUGCGGAUGAAGAUCCACAGCAAUCUCACAAAGAAGAGAGUCACCUUUUUAAUUAUAUCCAUUUGGGCCAUUGCUAUUUUCAUGGGUGCUGUUCCUACCCUGGGCUGGAACUGCCUCUGUGACAUUACUGUCUGCUCAUCCCUGGCACCUAUUUACAGCAGAAGUUACCUGGUGUUCUGGAGUGUCUUAAACCUAGUGGUUUUCUUCAUUAUGGUGGUGGUUUACAUAAGAAUCUACAUGUAUGUCCAGAGGAAAACUAACAUUUUGUCAUCGCACACUAGUGGAUCCAUUAGCCGUAGGAGAACCCCUGUGAAGCUUAUGAAGACUGUCAUGACUCUCUUAGGUGCCUUUGUUGUCUGCUGGACUCCUGGUCUGGUUGUCUUACUACUUGAUGGUCUGAACUGCACCGAUUGUGGAAUUCAGAAUGUUAAAAGGUGGUUCCUUCUCCUGGCCCUGUUGAACUCUGUCAUGAAUCCAAUAAUUUAUUCAUACAAAGAUGAUGAGAUGUGGGGUACCAUGAAAAGGAUGAUUUGCUGCUCCUCUGAGGAUAAGGGUCAGGAAAGGCGCUCGUCACGGAUUCCCUCCACAGUUCUUUGCAGGAGCACAGACACCUCAGGGCACUACAUUGAAGAUGGCAUCAUUCAAGGGACAAUUUGUGGAAAAGGAGAUCUGGGUGACAAAGGAAACUUCUGA